This is a messenger RNA of Trichechus manatus latirostris (Florida manatee), 3126 nucleotides long. RefSeq names its product purinergic receptor P2Y2 (gene P2RY2). The record is from RefSeq and is a predicted model, not a curated record. Gene Ontology annotation, cellular component: plasma membrane. Gene Ontology annotation, molecular function: G protein-coupled UTP receptor activity; G protein-coupled purinergic nucleotide receptor activity; A1 adenosine receptor binding. Bases 528 to 1661 code for a protein of 377 amino acids. NCBI's taxonomy places the organism in Eukaryota, Metazoa, Chordata, Mammalia, Sirenia, Trichechidae. Gene Ontology annotation, biological process: phospholipase C-activating G protein-coupled receptor signaling pathway; positive regulation of mucus secretion; blood vessel diameter maintenance. The transcript is spliced from 3 exons.
ACAGCAAAUAUUGAGCACCUCCUGGGUCCAGGCACUGCACUAGGCUCUGGCAAGACGGCAGGAACAAGGCAGACCUGGUACGUGCCCUCCUGAAGCUCACACUCUAGGAAAGGGACAGACACAGGACACAUGAUCAGAAAACUUCAGGGUGAGGUUGAGAGCAGAGAAAGGAGUGAUGCUUGUGGCUAGAGCAGUAUGAGAAGGCUUCUCAAAGGAAGUUGCUCAGAAUGAGGAAGGAAAAGAGCAGGGUGCUCAGGGAACUGCUUGUGACUCUUUCUGGCAGAGAUUAAGGAGGGAGAUCAAAGCAGAAGCUGUCCUGCCCCAGGCUGGGGCCUUCCCCCCAGAGCUAGAGAGGAGGCAGGACCCUGAGUGCCUGGAUAUCCCCUAGGGCGAUGGGGAGCACACUUCUAGAGUUUCAAGAGCGUUUUCAAGAGUUCCCUGCAGCCUGGUCCAGGUGUGUGCAUUCAUGUGUGAGGAGCCUAAGUGGGCAGUAAGCAUCCUGACAGCUAGAGAAGCUGGUCAGGGUGAUGGCAGCAGGCCUGGACCCCUGGAAUGGCACUGACAAUGACACCUGGGAUGGGGAUGAGCUGGGCUAUAGGUGCCGCUUCAACGAGGACUUCAAGUAUGUGCUGCUGCCUGUAUCCUAUGGUGUGGUGUGCGUGCUCGGGCUGUGUCUGAACACUGUGGCCCUCUACGCCUUCCUGUGCCGCCUCAAGACCUGGAACGCCUCCACCACGUACAUGUUCCACCUGGCUGUGUCGGAUGCACUGUACGCGGCCUCCCUGCCGCUGCUGGUCUACUACUAUGCUCGCGGCGACCACUGGCCCUUCAGCACGGUGCUCUGCAAGCUGGUGCGCUUCCUCUUCUACACCAACCUUUACUGCAGCAUCCUUUUCCUCACCUGCAUCAGCGUGCACCGAUGCCUGGGUGUCUUGCGCCCCCUGCGCUCACUGCACUGGGGCCAGGCCCACUAUGCCCGCCGGGUGGCAGCUGCCGUGUGGGUGCUGGUGCUGGCCUGCCAGGCACCCAUUCUCUACUUCGUCACCACCAGCACACAUGGCACCCGCAUUACCUGCCACGACACCUCGGCACCCGAGCUCUUCAGCCACUUCAUGGCCUUCAGCUCCGUCAUCCUGGGCCUGCUCUUCGCCAUACCCUUUGCCAUCAUCCUGGUCUGUUAUGUGCUCAUGGCGCAGAGGCUGCUAAAGCCAACCUACGGGGCCACAGGAAACCUGCCGCGGGCCAAGCGCAAGUCGGUGCGCACCAUUGCCGUGGUGCUGGCUGUCUUCACCCUCUGCUUCCUGCCUUUCCACAUCACCCGCACCCUCUACUACUCCUUUCGCUCGCUUGACCUCAGCUGCCACACCCUCAAUGCCAUCAACAUGGCUUACAAGAUCACCAGACCACUGGCCAGUGCCAACAGUUGCCUUGACCCUGUGCUCUACUUCCUGGCUGGGCAGAGGCUCGUGCGCUUUGCCCGUGAUGACAAACCAGCCAUAAACCCCAUUCCUACCAUCCAGGCUCGCCGCAGGCUGGGCAUGCGCAGGUCAGACAUAAGUGACGCUAAGAGGAUAGAGAACCUGUCAGCCAGCAGGGAAGGCUCUAGACAGACAGCAUCUAUGCCAGCUGGUGACGAGAACACUAAGGAUGUCCAGCUGUAGGACCUGUACACUCUGGGCACGUGCAAGUCUGUAUGGGUGGCUGAAGGGGACCAAGACUUGUUCAAAUGGAACAGUCUCCCCAGAUAUGGACUCAUGCUGGAUGACCAAGGGAGCCAUGAGCCCACACUCUGUCAUUUGGCAGGGACUCAGGAUACAGUCUCUGUGGUCUAGAUUGUUCAGCAGUCCACACAGUCCCCAGUCAUCAUUUGUAUGUGUGAGUUGGGGAAUAAGGUUUCAAAAAAGGCAAGGGUUCAGGGCCAAUGCCACUCCUGGCCUGACUCCAACAUAAACAGCCAUCCAUGCCUGCCAGGUACCUAGGCUAGAGUCCAGCCUAAUCAAAUCAAAUGGAGAAACUGAGACCCAUUUGGAGAGGAAGGUGACUUACCAAGGUCACGUAGCAGAGUCUGAGCCAUAGGUACCUGGGCUGGGGUAGAGUCACAAGGUGACCAGAGGACCCUGGUAAGUGACCAGAGCUGAGCCACUUACAGGAGUCGAGGGGAAGGCUGGGUACCAUAGUGGACUCAGCUCUGAGGAGAUCCCCCAGCACAAGAGAUGAACAUCUGGGGACUGGUACCAUAAACCCAUCUAUAGGCUCCCCUGGAUGGGAGCCAGUUUGAAGCUGUAACUUAUACUAAAGAUUUUGUUGCUUGCUGAGCUGAGCUGUGGCCAGUGAGUGGCCUGGGAAUGGGGAUGUAGCCUGGGAAGCUCUCACCACCCCCACCAGGUCCAUUUUCUAACCUGUUCUCUUCUGCCACCUGCCUUCCCAGUAACUGCCUCAGGAGUAGGCUUACUUAAGGGACCCCCCUCUUCAGCCCCAAAGUUAUCCUCUACUUUAAAGUCAACUGGCUUCUUUGCCUGGCACAAACAGGAAUCAGGUGAGGUCCCAGGCCUUGGGGAUCCCCCAGUCUAGGACUCAGUGGGAUGACUAGUCAUGUGCUGGUAAAUGUUAAACCAUUUAAUUGGCUCUGCGGAGUUAGUGCAGGGUACCUCUUAUUUGUAGCAUUGCCAAUUGCCAUAGUGUAAAUAUUCCCACCAUGAUCCAUUUCAGGCUACCAACGUGAUGUCAACUCCUGGCAAAAUUCCCCAAUUUGGGGAGCUCAGCUGGACAGGGCCCCGCCUGAAGGGACAGGGCAAAGUGGAUAGGCCUUACUCUUGACCUCAAGGAUGUUGACUCACUCCCUCUCCCUCUGGGAAAGCCUUUUCCCUGUGGACCCACUUUGCCUGAGUGAAGGUCCCUCUUCCCCCGAGACCUGCCUCCUAUGAUUUCUCUACUCAGAGCCUAGCUUCCCAGCUCCUUCAUGUGAUGGGGUUUUUAGAUCCAUCACUGGCCUAGGCUCAAAUGAUUACUCUCAAUUGUGCAAUGUGGGUAACCUACCCAAAGUACUGUGAGAUAUUCACCUCCCACAUUCUGGGUUCUAUACUUCUGUUAACAUAACCAGAAUCCCUCUAAGCUUUCUGUUAACAC